Molecule: messenger RNA, 2808 nt
Organism: Corvus hawaiiensis (hawaiian crow)
Lineage: Eukaryota; Metazoa; Chordata; Aves; Passeriformes; Corvidae
Gene: POU1F1
Product: POU class 1 homeobox 1
Exons: 7
Coding region: 137-1144 (335 amino acids)
Biological process (GO): regulation of transcription by RNA polymerase II
Molecular function (GO): DNA-binding transcription factor activity, RNA polymerase II-specific; RNA polymerase II cis-regulatory region sequence-specific DNA binding
Source: RefSeq, a predicted model, not a curated record
CCUCCCUGUGCUCCAGAGCCCUCCUCUGUGUGUAUACCCAGGUAAAAUCCUGGAACAGAGUUCGAAGUGCCAUUCAUCCUGCAGGAUCUGCUCUGAUAGAACACGGGACAGGCGGCUCUCUUGCCUCUUGGAGGGUAUGAGCUGCCAAGCAUUUGCUUCCUCAGACACCUUUGUGCCCUUGAAUUCUGACUCUUCUCCCUCUCUGCCUCUGAUAAUGCACCACAGCGCUGCAGAGUGCCUGCAGGUCUCCAACCAUGCCACCAAUGUUGUGUCUACAGGCCUUCACUACUCCGUGCCCUCCUGUCACUAUGGGAAUCAACCUUCCACCUAUGGGGUGAUGGCAGGCAUCAAGCCUGCAACUCCAGAGAUGCUCUCAGCAAGUCUCUCCCAGACUCGCAUCUUACAGACAUGCAGCAUGCCCCACCCCAACGUGGUAAAUGGUGUCAGCACCUUGCAAAGUGGUCUGACCCCUUGCCUCUACAAAUUCCCGGAGCACGCGCUGAGUGCCAGCUCCUGUGCCCUGGGCCACGGCUUCACCCCCAUGCCCCAGUCCCUCCUCGCGGACGAUCCCGCUGCCACGGACUUCAAGCAGGAAUUCCGCAGGAAGAGCAAGUCUGUGGAAGAGCCCGUGGACAUGGACUCCCCUGAAAUCAGGGAGCUGGAGAAAUUUGCCAAUGAGUUUAAGCUGCGGAGAAUUAAGUUGGGUUAUACACAAACCAACGUUGGAGAAGCGCUGGCUGCUGUGCACGGCUCUGAGUUCAGCCAGACGACGAUUUGCCGGUUUGAGAACUUGCAGCUGAGCUUCAAGAACGCGUGCAAACUGAAAUCCAUCCUGUCCAAGUGGCUGGAGGAAGCAGAACAAGUGGGAGCUUUGUACAAUGAAAAGGUUGGAGUGAAUGAGCGGAAGAGGAAGCGCAGAACCACCAUAAGUAUCGCUGCCAAAGAAGCCCUGGAGAGGCACUUUGGAGAACAAAGUAAGCCUUCUUCUCAGGAAAUCGUGAGGAUGGCUGAGGGGCUCAAUCUUGAGAAAGAAGUUGUGAGAGUUUGGUUUUGCAACAGAAGACAAAGGGAAAAAAGAGUGAAGACCAGUUUACACCAGAACACCUUUAGUUCUAUUAUCAAGGAGCACCACGAAUGCCGGUAAAGCUUUUCCAUGUACAGAUAUGGAUGUUGGUUUUGCUUUUUGUAAGUAUUUUAAGUACUAUGCUUGUGGAAGACCCAAGUUUAGUGUGUAAGGUUGGAAACUAAAUCCUAGAGUGUCUGUUUAAAGAUUUGGAGGUCUUUGCAAGGAAUCUAUCACACAUUGUUCAACUAGAAACGCUUCCCGAAUUUCACAGGUAGCUGCAGCUUCCCUGCGCUGUGCCUUUCUUGCCUCUGUGGUACAAGUUAAUGACUAAAUGUAUGUGUGUUGUACAUGGAGAGAGGUUGCAAAGCUCAGUGUCAGCAGCUGUAGCACGGGAAGGAUUUUGCUGUCAUUAAUUGAGGCAGUGUGAGCUCACCAGGACAGAGGUGUCAUGCUGCUCCUGCUGGGUGCUCUGUCUCAGCCCAACAUUUGACUGCCUUGAAUGAUUGUCAAGUAGAAGAGGCUUUGUUAAUGCUUGUUAUCAAAGGUAAUCCUUGCUAAGUUGUUAUGUGCCUCAAAGUUUGGUUUGGAUAGGCUUAGCUAUAAAAACAGGAAUACAGAUUUACCUGACCUUAAGGCUUUGUGGCCUGAGGGGAAGAAAAAUAAUUAUCAGGGGUUUUAUUACAUUGGGCUUUCUCUGCGUUGUACUUUUUUCUGAUUAAAACCAUGUGUGUACAUACUUACACCGGAGAUGGUGUGUUAAGCUAAAAAGCAUCCAAGAGAAGAAUUUAUUGCACUGCACAUUCCCACUCUAUAUUACACCCCACUAAUUGAAAAUAAUCCCUUAUUUGUCAUCCUCUAGCCUAGAGAGAGAAUUGAGGGAAAAAAAUACCAGUGUCAGAGCUCCACCUAUCAGGCAGGCUCUAAGAAAACUGAAUUAAUGACUGUAGUAGUCACCAGGGAUAGAUUAUCCAGCCAUCUCAUCAGCCCUGCUCAUUGUUAUGGGAAUUAGCCCAUUACUGUAUAAGUAUUUUGAUUGUUUUCCCAGGACUGAAAUUAAGUGAGUACACGCAAGUCGUACUGGCCAGAUACAUUUUAUUUUUCCAUAAAACAAACCUGAUGAUUUAGAAAAUGUCUAUAUAAUAGGCCCACAGAAAGCCAAAGGAGUUUAAUGUUCAAGACCACUUAGAAGCAGCAUGUACAAGUUAAGUGUUCACUCUCUAGUGUACAUUAAAUUAUCUCUGAUACUUACUACAGUGACCGUAAGCAUAUUCAGCUGUGGAAAUCAGGCUCCUGCAAUUCUAAAAAAAUAUUUUUUUAUGGAUGAAUGAACCACUCUAAGCCCUUAAUUGAGAAGAAAGCCUCAGUUUAAUAACUCAAAGGGGAGAAACUGUGGCUAUGUGCUCUCCUCAGGCUGCUCUUAUCACUAGCACAGCUCACCCACUACAGCAGAGACCAGGGUGUAGAGUUUAUCCACCACAGGUUAUCAGCAGAUCAUGAACUUCACACAGGAUGGAAGUAAGUUCAGCUGAGAGGAUUAGCACUCAGCAAAGGUGGUGGCAUGCAUUUGUGUACCUUUCAUGUGAUGUAGUGAAAUGUUAUGUACGUUGAAGUUACUAUCUGAUAUAUAUAAACUUUAUUUAUGUUCUAAAUUAUUUUCUUAAUUAUAAAAGGUUUCCAAGAGAUGCUGUCAGCCUGUACUUCCCAACCUCCCCAUCCAAUAAAGUAUUCCUAUACAUUUGGCA